AUGACAGGCAAAAUUAUGGACGAAGGCAUUGCGUCAGUAGGGGGUCGCAACUUCCAGGUGCGAAUGCUGGCCGAGCCCGACGUCUUCACGAAGGACUCGGCCGAUCAGUUCUCGAUCCCAGACUUCUUGGCGGGUGUCUGUCGCCCUUUGGAUACUAAGGACGUCAAAUCUGCAUCCGUCAUCGUCGAUGCCCACGUAGGCAUUACGGAAUGCGGCAGCGCCAACACCAUUGGAAACCAUGUUGCGAUAGGCGAUUUAGGCCAACUACCUCUUCCCCUCCGAUUUCCCACCAUCCCGCCGGAAACGAGCAAAGUCGACAUCAUCAUCCAGAACAUGAGUGACGGCUGCUGGAAUGUGAUCAAAGUCAUAUACCUUGAAAAGUCCAUUUCCUCGGCUGCAGCUUUGUCCAUGUGCAGCGGGAAACCCUUCGUGCCGGUGUUCCGCAACGGGCCUCAUGCUAUAAAGAAGGCUUUCCAGUGGGCGUUGGCAAGGGUGCGUGGACAUCAUGUGCACUGGCACAAACUAGAAGACAAGUCGCAGGACACCUUGCACAAAUCAUCAUCCAACCUGUGGUCGCCGGAGAAUGACGAGCUUGCUGAGGGCAUUCGCUACAUCAACACCUUCGCUCCUGACUGCGACGCUCUCAAUCAGCAGACAUACUGGAUCUUGACCAACAUCAAGCCAGACUCCGGAGUCGGCAAGACGCCGGCCAUCAUCGCCAUGGCCAUGGCCAUCGGACGCUACCACGUCCGACGCCUGGGUCUACACGGAGCAAAGCCUGGCUGGAGACGAGGGAAAUCUCUUGACAACUUUAGGCAGAGAUCGCCUCAGAUCCAGGAAGCACUUUUCUUGGACGACCCUUCAGGGCGACGCCUGGACAUGGCCGACCUGAAGUCUUUUGUCACGACCGAUGAAGACGGCACUGUAAGCGGCCGCUACAACGACGCUCGCCUGACGCGCAAUCAAUUCAGGGCUCUGGCCUCCAACGACACAGGCGAUGAACCUGCAGGCGUUCUACCAGCAGACACGACUCUCGACCCCGAGGCCUUCAUCAAACUCCUUGGUCCUCUUUUUGCCGACGCCCGUAAGAAGGACAUACUUGCAGUUCUGAAGAGAUGCACUACAUUCGCGUUCACAGAUUCUGCCUUGUAUCUCCGCCUGCCCUCUGAACGCCCGGAUGCUAUAGUCCACCGAAUCAGCAAGGGCGACAUCCAGAAGGAUCUGCUGGCCGAGAAAGACAAGCCCCACUACAACACUUACAAGAAUGGCUUGACAGUCUACACCGCCACUUAUACAGCUGAAGUGGAGCGAGAGCAGGCCAUGAUCGACGAGCGUGCAGAUUACAUGGCUAGCUUCCCCAAUGUCAAGAACUACAUCCAGGAUUGCAACAACACCCUGCAGACAUGGCUUCGCCCUGUUCGCGUUCUUCCAGACUCGCCUGAAUCGCCUCAGCAGACUGGGGAACAAGCAGCAGGUGACCUUCGCCUCUCACUGUACAUUGGCACCGGACCCAAACCUAAUCGGGUGGACCGCGCCUCGUUCAACAUUCCAAAUCCCUCUGCAAGCAAAGCUCGCAGAAUCCGUGGUAAGUCUCCAGUUCCCGAGACCGCCUCCGCUUCGUCAGCGCCCUUGUGUCCGGAUGAACAGGAGACACUCGUGCGAGCAAUGGAUCCGGACGAAGAGGCCGCCCUUGCCAUGCAUGACCAGUGA
Molecule: messenger RNA, 1710 nt
Organism: Symbiodinium sp. CCMP2592
Lineage: Eukaryota; Dinophyceae; Suessiales; Symbiodiniaceae
Source: the annotation of a GenBank genome assembly